AUGCUGAGACCUGCUAUUCGACAAGCAGUUCGGGUUGGUGUGGCGCGACCACUGACCGCGCGAUGCUACAGCAAGAAGGAGAACGCCCCUCUGCCCUUUUUCACCGAGGAUGCUUCGCCCACCCCCAACACAUGGAAGCAAAAGGUGGGAGAGGGCAUUGUGUCUCUGUUCAACAUCAACAUGGACAAGUUCCGAGCCGCUCCCGUGGCCGGAGGCUACUACUACAACCUGUGCAAGGCCCAGGCUCUUGUGGAUCUCGGAGACCCGCUUUCCAAGGAGGAAAACAAGAAGGAUCGACGUAAGCCCGUCAAGCCCGUCAAGCCACCGGUGCUGUCCGAGACCGCCAAGUUUUGGUACGAGGAGCUUGGAAUGCCUAUGACCUUUGCGCGAUGGUUCCAGAUUGUCGUUCUGCACGAAUGGAUGCUGUUUGUGCGGAUGCGAGCUCUGCCACCUGCCGUUGCCCAGGAGUACCAGCAGCUGCUAGUGGACGCCAUGUUUGUCGACAUUGAGAAGCGGCUGAGCACAGAGAUUCGAAUUCUCAGCAACCGAAUCAUCCAAAAUUACAUGAAGGACUUCAACCUGCAGCUGCGAGGAGCCAUGCUCAGUUACGACGAGGGUCUCAUCAAGGGCGAUGCGGUUCUGGCUGCUGCGCUCUGGAGAAACUUGUUUGACGGAGACCCCAACGUUGACGUGGAGCAUAUCAAGCGAGUGGUUGGCUACGUUCGGGCCCAGCUCUAUCUAUUUGAGAAGACCAGCGAUCGAGACUUUGCUGUAGGUCACUCUACUUUCAUCGAUCCCUGGAGCGAGUACGAGCCAUUGACCAAGGAGCAGGAGGCGGAGAUGCACCGACUCAGUGAAGAGCGUCGACAGAAGGAGGAGAAGGAGAACGUUGCUGCCAAGAGUAAGCUGCAGUAG
Messenger RNA from Yarrowia lipolytica CLIB122, 915 nucleotides. RefSeq lists its product as uncharacterized. Lineage: Eukaryota; Fungi; Ascomycota; Dipodascomycetes; Dipodascales. Gene Ontology annotation, biological process: mitochondrial respiratory chain complex III assembly. The record is from RefSeq and is a predicted model, not a curated record. Gene Ontology annotation, cellular component: mitochondrion.